Gallus gallus (chicken) is the source of this 3138-nucleotide messenger RNA. It is a transcript of the gene HOATZ, whose product is annotated as chromosome 11 open reading frame 88. The transcript is spliced from 5 exons. Gene Ontology annotation, biological process: cilium assembly. The coding region runs from base 1948 to 2415 and encodes 155 amino acids. NCBI's taxonomy places the organism in Eukaryota, Metazoa, Chordata, Aves, Galliformes, Phasianidae. The record is from RefSeq and is a predicted model, not a curated record.
GCAGAAGUGUUUGCAUUUUCCAUACCGAGUACCAACAGAACCAAGUGCAUCUUGCUGGUGGCAGCCUUCCUUCUCUACGCCGCCUGCUUUUUGUAGAUAGAUCAACUACAGACACCUCCAGGUAAGCAGCUGAAGUCACAACUAUUGAUGUAAGAUCAAGAAGCGUGAUGUAUUUCUGUAAGGGAAAACAUCUGAGAUGACAACCUCCUUAGAGAAAAGGCCUCUCCAUCUGCUUUGUCAGAGCUGUGGGUCUGUCUGUCCUGGGGCAUCCUUCUAUGGCACCUCAGCUCCUCUAUGACCAAAAGCAGCCUGAAGUUGCAGGUAUCACUCCAGAGGGAUGUGCUGGACUGUCAGAGCAUCAAAUCUGGAUCACCCCCUGCGGCUCUGGCCCAACCCACGGCCAUUUGUCCCCAGGAGAAGGCAGAGACUUGUGCCCUGUAUUGACUUUGCCCAUAGAAACCUCUUCUGCAACAAAGCUCCCUGCCCCAAGAGCCGUGCGGUCGGUCGGAGCGUGGGUCCAUCCUGCAGGCACCAGCCCUGAGUGACCAUGGCGACACAGCGUACACAAAGGCUGCAGGCGUGGGGCUGACCCACACCAGGCUGGGGCCACUCCAGCGCAGCCAUCCCAUGGGGCGAGAUGGGGACCCAGGUGCCUCUGUAGGGUCCAUCCCAUCCCCGUGUCUGCCUGGGAAAGCGGUGCCCGGCGGAUGGGAAGAAAGGAAAGAAGAAGUUAGCCGUUUUUCUCCUCCUGUUAAUUAUUUUUGAGUGUUUUAUUCCAAAUUCAGUCCCUGGCAGGAUUUUCGCAAGGUGUGAAUGCCACGGCACCAUCCUGAGAGCAGUGCUUGGUUUGCAGGCAGUGUAGUUAGCUGAUUGUACCCAGCGCCCCACAAUCACUAAAUUCACUGCCAUCAAAACAAGGCACAGGACCCCGUGUGACAGCCUCCCUGCGUCCUUAUUCCUAGUGCAAAAAGGGCCAGCGUUUCUUUGCUUACACCCUUACUUCCAGCUGCCCAACAGACAUUGCUGUGCGUUGCCAAUAUCGAGUGAAAUAUCAGAUUUGCUUAAAUGGAUGGGCUGAUUUUUGGGUGGUCCUGCGUGGAGCUGGGAGUUGGGCUCGGUGACCCCUAUGGGUCCCUUCCAUCUCGGGAUGUUCUAUGAGUCUGUGCUAAACUGGUGCUAAAAUCCUUUGGAACAAAACGCUGCCCGCUGUGCUGAAGUUGUUCAGUUGCAUGAAGACUUUUUGUUGAUGCACCAGGAAUGGGCUGAGAAUGGUCUGUUCUGCCUUUGUCAGCUACAAAGAAAACCAUUUGCAUUCAGCUUUCAUGUCUGACUUAAGAAGCCAGUAAGCCAGUAGGGUUUUAAGCACUGAUUAAAUAUUAAGCUCAGCGAACGCUAUAAGUGGCUUUGACUGUGACCACUUUGCUUAACGUUCAGUAAUUAUAAUAAGGGGGAAAAUACAUACUUAACAGUGUUAUAACCUGCUGUAAUAGUGGGGGGAGGGGUGUUGUUUGUUUUCUUUCUUAGAAAACCCCAAAUUUCAUACAAGUAGGACGAGGAAGGGAGGAGUUCAUCCAUCAGCCUGGUUACCAGGCAGUGUAGUUAGCUGAUUGCCACCAGGACCAAUCACUAACCACACAGCCAGGUAAAAAGGCUGGGGAGAAAGCCCAGUGGGAGCACACAGGAAUUCAUCUUCUGAGCAAAGGGAAUCUUUUCUUCUUCCCAAAAUCUGUACACAUAGGCCGUGCUGAUCUCAGCCUUGGGCUUGCCAAACUCUGCGUCCGCCUACACGUGUUGAAGAAAUGCAAUUCAGCCCUACGGGUUUCUAAAUCAAAACAAACGUUUUUGUCAUCAGUGUGAACAGCAGAGCCCCAGCGCGGGCUGACGGGAACGUGUCAGCAGAGCAGGCAGCGCCGUGCCCAGGCUGCAGGGCAGGACUGGGGCCACCAGAUGGAGGGGGGCCAUCGGGGCGCAGCCUCACGUGUCCCCACGAGCACAAAGCCUGAUGGGCACCUCGUCUUUGCCGGCUCGAGCCCAGCUCAUGUGGAGUUUGCCCGCAUCUUCUGGAGCACCGCCGUGCUGCCGCCGCUGCUCGAGUCCUCCCUGGGUCCCACCAAGCUGUGGCGUGAGGGACCUUCCCCUGGGCAGACCCCAUCUCCUGGGCAGACCCCGGCCCACAGGCGGACCCCAUCAGCUGCUCUCAGCGUGCAGAAAGCUGAAGCAAAAGCAAAAUAUGGCCAGCAGGCCAAGAAGAGAGAAGAAAUAUUGGCUUUGCUGAGGAAGCAGAGAGCAGAAAGGAUCGCGAAAGAGCUGAUUUCUCGUCCACAUAAACCAAAGAUGAAAAGCGAUCAAGUAAGCAGGCAGAAGGCGUUUGAAGCUGAGCGUGAGGACCAAGAAGCAGUGAAGGCCCUCAGAUAGCCCAGCCCAGUUCUGGAGGUGACGACCCGCUCUGAUUGGGACUUUGGGCUGUGUACACCUCUGCUGUGGUCACAUUUCUUGUUGUUCACACUGAGACACAGCACGGCCAACAGCGGCUGCGAUGGGAUUGCAGCAGCUUCUCAACCCAGCCCAGAUGUCCCCGUUCUGCUGAAGUUAAAAUGAACAUUUAGUUUGGAAAAGUUACUGAGCUGUGGUGCCCUGUUGUGCUGGUGGUGGUUUUGGAAGCCCUCUCUAUUGCUCCCAUGUCAGAACCACUUUGUGUCCAACAGCACUUUGUUCCCAGUUGGGUUCUUCUAUUGGAAGAGACCGAAUGCAAGCAGCAGAAUGCAUGUCCACCAGUAACUGCACAAAACAUAGUGCUGCUGCUUGCCAUGGGUGUAUUCCCUUGUUUUCUUUCCUUCAGAGCCAGUGCAGAAAUGUUUCCCAAUGGAUUCAGCAGACGUACAUCCUGACAAAGAUGAUUUCCUUUGUCGGGUGCUAUUCCAAGAACUCCUGCUUACUGGUGGAGCCUUAAGACAAUGUCAGAGGCUGAAGUUCAGCCCGAAACCCAGGCUGUGUCAGUUCAGGUGCUCAGUUAUUCCUUGUACUCAAGGCAUUUCCAUAUGAUAAUAGUAAUAGUGAGAACGUGUCGUCUUUACGGAUAUGCCAUGCUUCGAAGUGUUGUCUUCUAAAAGACAUUAAACUGGUUGUCUUACCAAAUUA